GUGAGGUUAACGCCAACACGAAGACCAACCUAACAUGCUAACUAGCGAGCUAGCUGCCGACACAGCUCCAGCUGAGAGGCACCGACGGAAGGAAAGCCGAGCAGAUGAGGUCCAGGAAUAAUAAUAAAAUGUGCUGGAGCCGGGCCCUCCUCACCGGCUGGCUUCUGCUGCUGGUCCAGCUGCUGUGUUUAGAGGCAGUGCCCAUCAGUAUGGACAAGACUAAAGUCCAAGAACCAGAGCAAAAACCAGAAGAGCCUCCAGCUAGUGUGGACACAGGUCUCCACUAUGACCGCUACCUCAGGGAAGUCAUCGAUUUUCUAGAGAAAGAUCAGCAUUUCAGAGAAAAGCUCCACAACACAGACAUGGAAGACAUCAAGCAAGGCAAGCUGGCCAAAGAGCUGGACUUUGUCAGCCAUCAUGUCCGAACAAAACUGGACGAGCUGAAGAGGCAGGAAGUAAACCGACUCCGAACUCUGAUUAAGGCCAAGCAAGACCUUGAAGGAGGGAAUGACAUCGCAGUGGACCACCAGGCUCUGCUGAAACAGUUUGAGUACCUGAACCACAUGAACCCACAUACGUUCGAAGUGGAUGACCUGGAUCGGCUCAUCAAAUCGGCCACUAAAGAUCUGGAGAACUAUGACAAAGAGAGACACGAGGAGUUCAAGAAGUAUGAAAUGAUGAAAGAGCACGACAGACGGGAACACCUGAAAUCACUGGAUGACGAUGAAAGGAAAAAAGAGGAGGAGCACUAUGAGGAGAUGAGGAAGAAGCACGCCGACCACCCUAAAGUCAACCACCCAGGUAGUCAGAAUCAACUGAAGGAGGUGUGGGAGGAAGCUGAUGGCUUGGACCCUGAAGAUUUUGACCCCAAGACCUUUUUCAACCUGCAUGAUACAAAUGGAGAUGGCUUUUUUGAUGAACAGGAACUGGAGGCCUUGUUCACCAAAGAGCUGGAGAAAAUUUAUGACCCCACCAAUGAAGAGGAUGACAUGGUGGAGAUGGAGGAAGAGAGGCUUCGUAUGAGAGAGCAUGUUAUGAAUGAGGUGGAUUCUAACAAAGACAGGCUGGUGUCUUUAGAUGAGUUCCUGGUUGCAACAAAGAAAAAAGAAUUCUUGGAGCCAGAUAGCUGGGAGACCCUGGAGCAGAACCAGGCUUACACAGACGAGGAGAUGAGGGAGUUUGAGGAGCAUCUUGUUCAGCAGGAACAGGACCUCAACCAGAAGGCUUUCGACCUCCAGAAACAGAGAGACGAGCUGGAGAAACAGCAGGAGCAGCUUAAUGCACAGAAAAUAGAGCUGCAACAGGCAGUUGAGCAUAUGGAACGGCUGAAAUCACAGAAAGUAGAACCCCCUCCAGAGGUUCACGUCGAAGGAAAUGCUCUUCCAGAGAUAAAUGCAGUUUACGACCAGUUACAUCAUGAACAAGAGGCCCAACAUCCUGAACAAGGGCAUCAACCUGAACCCCAUGUUCCUCAAUAUGCAUCUCGGGAACAUCAUGAACAACAACCACAACACCAUGAAGACCUGGCCCAGCACGGCCUCCCCCAGGCACACCAGGAUCUGCCACCAGGCCACCAAGAAGCUGCACAAGGCCAGCAUAACUUUCCAUAAGAGUGCUGUCAGAACUUGAACCUCCACAACCAGACUUUGCAGCCCCUCCACUCCAGUGUGCAGAGGAACAGCUCCUCCUGAGUUUUAGACCACUUCAACCAGCAUGACUUGGGGGUGUGGAGGACACUUGUGAUGUAGGAGAGCAGCACAAAAGGAACCCCUGCUGAAUGAUACACGUGUUUGAUAAUAACUGUAAUCCUCGGAUUACAUAACGGAAUUACAACAGUAAAAUCACCAACCAAGGAGGUGCAUCCUAAAAUGUGCAUAUUUACAUUUUCAAGGAGUGUUUGAAUACAGUUACAAAUUAUCAACAAUGUUUGGUAAUACAAUUAUACAAAAAAAUUUAACUUUGGUGAGCUUUCUUUACCUGCUGUUCCAAGUACACAACAUCUGACAGUGACGUGCAACUGGCAGUGAGAGGGAUAAGGUGUAAAAAGUUAUUUAAAUUUUAUUAUUUUGAGUUUUUAUUUUCUGUCUUGACUAUCAAGAUUCCCCCAAACAUCUAUAUAAAAAAGAGGACAUUAGUUUACAUGUGUGAAAUGCUUUCACUGGACUGUCAGAAACUUUUGAAAUUCAGUGCAAGACACAUUUUAAAGAUUUUCUAUUAAUAACCUAAAGAGCAAAUGAGGCAUUAUGGCAAUUUAACAAUUAUACAGCAUCUUGAUGCUCAACCCUGAACCACUUGACUUAAAACGUAAAAGUAAGGACUUCUUGGUGCAGACGCAUACAAUAUUUUGUUGUCAUCAUCCACAAGGGUCCGGUCAGAUCCUUGAAGAAAAUCUAUUUAAUUUCCAUCAUGUUCAGCCACUAUUGUCAACAAAUAUUACAAUAUUUUAACCAGAAAUGCCUGCAUGAAGCCACACUGCUCAGAGUCCAUAUACUUGUCAAUGAUUUACCAAUACUUUUGCUACUUUUCUAAAGGGACACGUUGGUACUUUUUCAACCUGGACCCUAUUUUCCCACAAAUUGGUAAAAAUGUUAAUAAAACCUGUUUCUUUACCUUAUGCUUGAAUCGAUCUGUUUACUAAGUCUAACCAUGUCUCACUUGUAGUAAAUGUGUGUGUGAAAUGCGGCCUCCUACAUUGCCAGCUAAAUAUUAAGCCAUGGCAUUGAAAAUCUUCAGAAUAAGACUCUGUAUCAAAAGCAAGCACUUUUAGGUGCAACCUGUUCUGCGGCUGCAGUGCUCUCGUUACAUAUUGAACCAAUUCUUGUCCCCUUUUCUCACAAAGACACACAAGUGUGGUAAAAUAGGGUCAAGGUUGAAAAAUACAUGUUUUUAUGAGGUUUCUGGUUGUUCUCCUAACCUGUCAGUCAUUAACCUACCAUGAAAACAUCAUCUUUCCAUGUGUGUAGUCAGAUUUUCUACAGUUGAAAAUGUUGUGCUCUGGCUGAAAAGACGUCAGGUACCGGACUACAGAAAUGAGCCAUUUUUUCACCACACUAAAGCUGCUCUCCACUGACUUGACAUCAAAAUAAAUAAAGGUGAUAGGUUCCUUAAAUAAAUAAAUAAAGAUGGGUGUGGAACAUCACUUCAUUUUAUACAUAUAUCCUCUACUUUAUUACAGUUCAAAGUCCUGCAGGUACUUGUAUGGAAGUUUUAGGCUACUUACAGGAUGUUGGAUCACUGAAAUAAUACAUUUGUGUUGGUACACUCAACAGUAGGAUGGGCAUUUUAAUUUUGGUCUUUUUUUUGGUCAAUACACAACAUGUGUAUGUGACAUGUUUAUGUAUGAGUCUAUCAUAAUUUAUCAUGAUUUUUAAUCUGUUUUAAUAGAACAGUUUUGUUGAUAACAGUGCAGACUUUUACUGGUGUUUUUCAUCAAAGUUUUGAAAGCAUCAAAGUAAAUUGUUGAUGCAAUUGGUGGAUUUGGUUAAUUAUUUCAGUGAAUUUAAAGAUUUUAUCAGGUAGAAGGGCAAAGCUCUAAAUCAGUCAGAGAUGAUUUUGACAUUGCCAGUCUUUUUAUUGUCUGAUUAAUAUUGUCAAAGUGUGGUAGUAUGAAAAUCUCUGGAUAUACUUGACAACCAGAUGUGUAUUACUUGGCCCUAGUUUGAAAAACUUGGCAUGGCAUAUUUUCCCCACAGAUUACCAGUUUGGUGUCAUUAAUGUGCUAUCCAGGUUGUUGUUUUCUUGUAAUGUGUUUUUUUCUAGCUGGCAGACUGUGGCAACCAGAGGUUUCCUUAUUUCCAUUCUAAACUGAAGGAGGAUUCAAUUUCACCCAGUGAGAAAACAGGUCUGCCAUGUUAUUUUCUUUACACAAAGCCUAGAUAUGGAGUAUGUGACUUUUUUUUUGCAGUGCCAUUUGUUUUCUGUGUGCCAAGUGUUUCUUUGAGACAAUACUGCAUCAUAAUUUGCACAAAAUGUACCGAUUGUGUUUUCUGAUGGCUUGCUGCUGGAUUAAUUAGUCAUUUGACAGUACUGUACGUCUCAGUUCAAGAUAAAAACAGUUAUGACCA
Molecule: messenger RNA, 4064 nt
Organism: Centropristis striata (black sea bass)
Lineage: Eukaryota; Metazoa; Chordata; Actinopteri; Perciformes; Serranidae
Gene: nucb2a
Product: nucleobindin 2a
Exons: 13
Coding region: 105-1610 (501 amino acids)
Cellular component (GO): endoplasmic reticulum-Golgi intermediate compartment; extracellular exosome
Molecular function (GO): calcium ion binding
Source: RefSeq, a predicted model, not a curated record